GUUGAACAUUAGUCACAUGUCACUUCCGGUUCAGGCGGAACUAGCCACGUCCUUUCCUCUCGUGCGAUCAGCGGAGUACAACGUGCCCCGUCAAGAUGGCACUUUAUAACUUCAAGAAAAUCAUGGUGGUUCCCACCGCCAAGGAUUUCAUCGACAUCACUUUAUCCAAAACGCAACGGAAGACACCCACGGUGGUACACAAGCAUUACCAGAUCCACCGCAUCCGACACUUUUACAUGCGCAAAGUGAAAUACACCCAGCAGAACUACCAUGACCGCCUCACACAGAUCCUCACCGACUUCCCAAAACUGGACGACAUUCAUCCCUUUUAUGCGGACCUGAUGAACGUGCUGUAUGACAAAGACCAUUACAAGCUGGCUUUGGGGCAGAUCAACAUUGCUAAGAAUCUGAUUGACAACGUGGCCAAAGAUUACGUGCGCCUAAUGAAGUAUGGAGAUUCUCUUUAUCGAUGCAAGCAGCUGAAAAGAGCUGCGCUGGGUCGCAUGUGCACCAUCUUGAAGCGACAGAAGUCCAGUCUGGAGUAUCUAGAGCAAGUGCGUCAACAUCUGUCCCGUUUGCCCACCAUCGACCCAAACACGAGGACACUGCUCCUGUGUGGAUACCCUAAUGUAGGAAAGUCCAGUUUCAUCAACAAGGUGACCCGGGCAGAUGUGGACGUUCAACCGUAUGCCUUCACCACCAAGUCACUGUUUGUGGGUCACAUGGACUACAGAUACCUGCGCUGGCAGGUGGUGGACACCCCAGGGAUCCUGGACCACCCCCUGGAGGAGAGGAACACCAUUGAGAUGCAGGCCAUUACAGCGCUGGCUCACCUGCGAGCGGCUGUCCUCUAUGUGAUGGACACUUCGGAGCAGUGCGGACACACUUUACAGGAACAGAUGGAGCUCUUCAGCAACAUCAGACCUCUGUUUGCCAACAAGCCUCUCAUCAUCGUGGCCAACAAGUGUGACGUGAUGAAGAUCAGUGAGCUGUCUGAGGAGAACCAGAAAAUGUUUACAGACUUGACAGCUGAGGGCAUUCCUGUCAUUGAGUCCAGUACACUAACAGACGAGGGCAUCAUUCAGGUGAAGAAUGAGGCCUGCGACCGCCUCCUCGUCCACCGUGUGGACAACAAAAUGAAAAGCAAGAAGGUCCAUGACGUCCUCAACAGGCUGCAUCUAGCCAUGCCCGCAAAAAGAGACGAUAAGGUGAGACCUCCAUUCAUCCCUGAGGGAGCUUCGCUGCGUAGGAAGGCCAUGGAGGUGGACGCACCCAAGCGCAAGCUGGAGAAAGAUCUGGAGCAGGAGCUUGGAGAUGACUACAUCCUGGACCUUCAGAAAUAUUGGGACCUGAUGAACGAGGAGGAGAAGCAUGAUAAGAUCCCAGAGGUUUGGGAAGGCCACAACAUUGCUGACUAUAUCGACCCAGACAUCAUGAAGAAACUUGACGACUUGGAGAAGGAGGAGGGGCUAAAGGAGCAGGCCGGCGAGUACGACUCAGAUGAUGAGAGCGAGGACGAGGACAUGCAGGAGAUCCGCGUCAUGGCCAAGCAGAUCCGUGAGAAGAAGCACCUCAUGAUCGUAGCGUCCAAAGAAAAGGACGUGCACGGGCCCCGCAUGCCCAGGACAUCCACCAAGGUUGAGAGAAAAACAUUAGAGAAGGAGAUGGGAGACCUCGGCCUGGACAUGAGCAACAAGGACAAUAGUCACUACGCCGAGCAGGCCCGGCGCUCCCGCAGCGUCACCAGGAAACGAAAACGUGAAGUUUCAGCGCCACCAGCUUCCAAAACACGCAGCCAGAGCGCCUCUCGUCCUCCUCGGGACCAGUCUGGAUUACGAGACACAAAGAUGGUGAAAAAGGCCAAGAAGAUGAUGAAGAACUCUCAGAAGGACAUGAACCGCCUUGGCAAGAAGGGCGAGGGAGACCGACAUGUGUUUGACCUCAAACCCAAACAUCUCCUAGCGGGAAAAAGGAAGUCGGGCACCACAGAUCGCAGAUGAACAGGAAGAGGAAGAAGUCUCUGUAGACUAUUGUGACCUGCUUUGUUUGUGGACAUCUGCAGUUUGGAGUUUUAUUCUACACAACAGUACAACUAAAAACAUCAAAUAUAUAUUUCCUUUUUUGACAAGGAAACUCCAUUGCUAAAUGUUUUUACUGAACUGGGCCUAUUGAGGUGUCUUAGUUUGUUCCUGCCGUUAUUUAACUUCAAUUAAGUGUGGGAAUAAAUUCACCCGACCCCCGAAAGGGACAAGUGAUAGAAAAAUGGCUGGAUAGUGUUGGAUAAAGUGAGGAUGAUGAUCGUGCUUCUUCUCCACAGCCAAAUACAUCUACUGCACACCCAAA
This is a messenger RNA of Nerophis lumbriciformis (worm pipefish), 2343 nucleotides long. It is a transcript of the gene gtpbp4, whose product is annotated as GTP binding protein 4. The record is from RefSeq and is a predicted model, not a curated record. Gene Ontology annotation, molecular function: GTP binding. NCBI's taxonomy places the organism in Eukaryota, Metazoa, Chordata, Actinopteri, Syngnathiformes, Syngnathidae.